Mesorhabditis belari is the source of this 1020-nucleotide messenger RNA. The record is from the annotation of a GenBank genome assembly. Lineage: Eukaryota; Metazoa; Nematoda; Chromadorea; Rhabditida; Rhabditidae.
AUGUCAAAGCCAAAGGUUGGAAUCAACGGAUUUGGACGCAUCGGCCGUCUCGUGUUGCGCGCAGCCGUCGAGAAGGACACCGUCGAUGUUGUUGCCGUCAAUGAUCCAUUCAUUGACAUCGGCUACAUGGUUUACAUGUUCACGUAUGACUCCACUCACGGACGCUUCAAAGGAGAAGUUCGAGCUGAUGGAAACACCCUCAUCGUUUCCAAGGAGGGAAAGGGCACCCACAAGAUUGCCGUCUUCAACAACCGUGACCCCGCCGAGAUUCCAUGGGGAACACAAGGUGCGGACUAUAUCGUUGAGUCAACUGGCGUCUUCACGACCAUCGAGAAAGCCUCAGCCCAUUUGAAGGGAGGAGCGAAAAAGGUCAUCAUUUCUGCUCCAUCCGCUGAUGCGCCAAUGUUUGUGAUGGGAGUCAACGAGAACCUCUACAACCACGAGAAUGACCACAUCAUUUCAAAUGCUUCGUGCACAACGAACUGCCUCGCUCCAGUCGCGAAGGUCAUUCACGACAACUUUGGCAUCCUUGAAGGUCUCAUGACUACUGUUCAUGCCGUGACUGCCACCCAGAAGACUGUCGACGGCCCAUCUGGCAAACUUUGGAGAGACGGAAGAGGCGCUGGACAAAACAUCAUUCCCGCGUCGACUGGAGCAGCCAAGGCCGUCGGAAAAGUCAUUCCCGCUCUUAAUGGAAAAUUGACUGGCAUGGCUUUCCGUGUGCCCACCCCAGACGUCUCUGUCGUUGAUCUCACCUGCCGCCUUGAGAAGCCAGCCGACAUGGAGACCAUCAAGAAGGUUGUCAAGGAAGCCGCGGAGGGACCACUCAAGGGAAUUCUCGCUUACACUGAAGAUCAGGUCGUGUCGACUGACUUCGUUGGAGAUACGAACUCGUCGAUCUUUGAUGCUGGAGCUUGCAUCUCCCUCAAUCCACACUUCGUCAAGCUUAUUUCAUGGUACGACAACGAAUAUGGCUACUCAAACCGUGUGGUCGAUCUCAUCUCGCACAUUGCGAAGGCC